This is a messenger RNA of Bicyclus anynana (squinting bush brown), 7629 nucleotides long. Its product is annotated as myrosinase 1. NCBI's taxonomy places the organism in Eukaryota, Metazoa, Arthropoda, Insecta, Lepidoptera, Nymphalidae. Gene Ontology annotation, biological process: carbohydrate metabolic process. The record is from RefSeq and is a predicted model, not a curated record. Gene Ontology annotation, molecular function: beta-glucosidase activity. The coding region runs from base 5440 to 7053 and encodes 537 amino acids. The transcript has 11 exons.
GGUCCAGGUCUGGCUGGCGGGAGGCUUCGGCCGUGGCUAGCCUAGUGACCACCCUACCGGCAAAGACGUACCGGCAAGCGAUUUAACGUUACGGUACGAUGUAGAUACCGAAAGGGGCGCGGAGAACAAGUGAGCCCGCUUCCAUCUUUGAUUGCAUCAUCACAGGUGAGAUUGUAGUCAAAGGCUACCUUGUAAAGAAUUAAAAAAAAAUCGACAAAAUACCUGGAAACUAGGCGGUAUUGCGAGCAAUUUGGAACUUUAAUUGAACCUUGAGUAUUACUAUAGCGUGUGUAAUUUAGUUUGUUACUUUACCAAUAAAUUGAUAAAACUAUUGUAAGUCGCAUGCACAUGUCUGCGCUAACCACCACCACCAUUAUCAACCCACAUUCUGCUCACUGCUGAGCUCGAGUCUCCUCUCAGAAUGAGAGGGGUUAGGCUAAUAGUCCACCUUCUUACUACUUACUUACUAAUAGACUUCACACACGCAGAGAAUUGGGAAAAUUCUCUUGGAUGCAGGUUUCCUCACGAUGUUUUCCUUCAUCGUUUGAAACACAUGAUAUUUAAUUACUUAAAAUGCACACAACUGAAAAGUUGGAGGUGCAUGCCCCGGACCGGAUUCGAACCCACACCCUCCGGAAUCGGAGGCAGAGGUCAUAUCCACUGGGCUAUCACGGCUGCGCUAACCACUUUUAUUUAUUUAUUUUAAUCGAUACAAGCCCUUAUUCGCACGAGAGUUUUUUUAACAGACGUUAAAAAAGCGUUUAUUAUUAUAUCUAGGGUUUUGUCAAUAAGGCUUAACAAAACCUAUAAAAAUUAGCUUUAAUUCGAGCUUUCUCACUUAUAUCUAAGUCCUUACCUUGUCAACAAUCACCAAAAUUCGGUUUUUUAUUUUUCCUGAAAAUUGCAAUUACAAUUUUAUUCUCCGGGACGGCAAUUUGUCCGCCUCAGUUUAAAUGUGCUAAUGCCCUAUCUUUAGUAUAAAAUAUUGUUGAGACUAACCCUUACUUUUGACCAGAAGUUGGUACGAAUAUCUAUUUAAUGUUAUCAAAAUAAAAAAUAAAUUAGGUGUACAUUUAAUGUUAAAAAAGUACCUAUAUUUAGUGUUUUUGCUUACUUAGCCUCAGUGUAACAAAGUUUAGACAGAAGUAAUAAAGUGUACACUUACAAAAAAUCAUAAUAACCUUGGAAAUUUUUGGUGAAGUGCAAAAAAUCCUUCACUCAAAAAACAAUACCUGAAUAAUCAAUAAGUAAUUACUUAUCUUCAAACAGGAAUCGUCACUCCACACUUGAUGUGUCAAUAGUCUGAUAUCUUUUCCAUCUUUUUACAAUUUGUUGAGUCAAUAUUCUGCCUUAUAUUUUAUUUUUUCCAAACAAACAGUGUUAGAAAUAGGUACAGACUCAGAUCAAAUACCUAUUUACCUAGUCUGAGGGUUUAGCCCUACAUUCUAUAAAGUUACAGCGCGAUGCCAACGUUGGUUUCCAUGGAAACUUGGUUGUUAGUGUCAAUUUAAAAUAAGAUAGGUGCCUUUGAGAUGUGGUGUUGGAGAAGGAUGCUUCGUAUACCGUGAACCGCUAGAAGAACAAACAUCUCGAUACUGAAACAGCUUCGCAUUUCCACUAGACUUUCACCUGUAUGUUACCAGAGUUUUGAGUUACUUUGGUCAUAUAGUCGUCUUCCCGAUAACCUGGAUAAAGUAAUAGUGGUGGGCAAGGUGGAGGGGAAACGACCACGUGGUCGAUCACCUACCCGCUGGUCUGACCAGGUUAAGUCACUCACUGGACUCCCUGUAACAACAGCCAUUAGAAAAGCUGUGGACCGGACUGUGUGGAGGGGAAUUGUUAACAACGCAUCGAAGGGACUGCAGUGCGGACAAGACCUUCAGCAAUGAACAUUGCGACCAAAAAGAGAGUAAAUUUAAUUUUAGCAUCCAAUAGAAACAAAGCUAAGGAGCCGGGGAUCGAACCCAGGACCUACGUCUUGUAAAUCCACCGCGCAUACCACUGUGCCACGGAGGUUGUCAAAACGAGGUUGAGAUUAUCACAUUGAAUACAAGAUAGUGAUACAAAAUAUAACAAAAAAAAGUUUAUGAAAAAGCAAUAGUUGCCGCAAUAAAGCAUUACAUAAUACAAAAAAAAACUGAAGUACCUAGGUUUCAAAAAGAAAUUAUAAUUAUAGGAAUUAUCCAACAUUGCGUCACACUCUACUAUUCUAGUAUAUAUUUUUUAAUAAAAAUAAAUAGGUAAGGGUGAUGUCUCAUUAGUGCCAUGCGUUGAAUAGUCGUAACGGAUCAACGCAUUGUAUGCUACACCAGCGUGCGUUGUUAUGACGCACGACGUCGCAGCGCCAGAGCAUACAAGACUCACGCACACAUUGUGUUGCACGCGCACACACGCAAACAAAUGUCUCUUGUCCGUUGAAAUGUCGACUGCGAAGACUAAACUCUUUAAUGUGGCAUGUCAUUUAACAUAAACAAUGGGAAACGACGCAGGACGAACGUGCGACGUAGCAACGUAGCGCUUCGUAUUAAUGGAGCAUCGCACUAAAAUUUAGUCUAAAUAGAUCGAUCAAUCAAUAUUUACCAAUAUUUUUUAUUUUUAUCACAAAACAUAAAAAGACGUAAUCCCAAGCAUAUCUAAUAACGGAUUGACAGCCGAUAAAACUGAUCGUGUGAUAAUCGCGAUGUCCAUUACAUCAUGUCGAUUGCAACCAACAUACCGCUGUAGGCAUGUGAUAUUACUUGAUCGUCCGUGGCUGACAUUAUAACAUUGUAAAGAUGUUAUUGGUUUACUUAUUAAAAUUAUCGAAAUUUUGGUGACAAUUCCGGUGUAGUUUUAUAACAUCAUCAGUUUGAUUACGAAAGCGUGGUGAGCCUUGGAAAACAGCCAAUUAUCACUCAUAAAUCUUCUGGUACGUAGUUGGUAAGAACAACAAUUAUUGUUACAUCACUAAGUAGUUACUAGUGAUGCGUUUGAAUUCGAACGCGAAUAUCUGCAUAUUUUUUGCCAUCCGCAUCUGUAUUCACAAGAAACGCAGCAAAUGGUCAAAGCCUAUGUAUUUAUUAGUUAUAAAGAGAAGUAAUUUAAUCUCUAACUAUUUUUUUAUAAAUGCGCGUGUAGGUUUUUUGACGCUUUCACGCUUACAAUACUGAUUUUAAUUAUUUAUUCAAAAAUGAAAACUUACAUUAUCAGCGAGCAACAAAGUAACCCAGAUUCGCAUUUAUACAGGGCGCUGGUGAGUAAUUCCCAUAACUCUGGGGUUAUAUUCUUUACCGAAAAUUAUUAAAAAUGUUCAAAUAACAUGUCAUAAAUACUCUUAAACAUGUGUUCUAAAAUUAAUAUUUUCGGAGAAAAUAAUAAUUAUUUAUUUUGUAAAUAGAUCUUAAAACGUGUCCCUUAAAGGCAUCCUUAUAAUGAUGACGUAGCCAAACUUAACAUUUUAAAAUGCACGAUUAGUUAAAGGCUCGUUAAUCAUUAGUGAUAAUCGGAAUUAUUUGAAUCAAGUACCUAUAAAAACAUAAAAAGUUUUUAUUUUUUAUUGGAGUUGGAAUGCUACCAUUACAUAAUUAUUGUCAUACGACUUGUGUAUCUUUUGAAAUACUAUUAUUUUAAUUCUAAGUACAUGUCCCAAUGGACGUUGGGGUCCCAAUGUGCUGGAAUGGCGACCCCGCACUAGUAAGCGCAGUGUUGGCCGACCCCUCACUAAGUGGACUGAUGACAUCAAGCGAGUCGCAGGGAUUCGGUGGCUCAGUAUCGUGAUGUUUGGAAGUCCCUACAAAAGGCCUAUGUUCUGCAGUGGACGUCCAUCGGCUGAUAUGAUGAUGAUGACUUGUCCCAAUUUUGUAUGUAGGCUGGGCCUUUAUUCCGAGUGUCAACUAAGCAGAACAAUUUUUAUCUUAAAAGAACAUGAAAUUACGUAAUAAAGAAGUAUAUUAGUAUAGUAUAUUAUGAGUAGAAGUAGUAUAUUAUCGUCGACACUUUAUACAACCUUUUCACGAAUAUCCACAUCAACAAAGUCCAGUUUCUCUAACAAUUCUUCAAACACUGCCAGUAGGUAAAGCAUAUUCUAACUCGAAAUUUCGGUAUUUCAAUCGAUCGAUCUAAAACACAAAUAUAAAUUUUAAAAUAAUACUAUUAAAUACAUAAUACAAUGAAAAUGGCAUAAUAUAUUGUACAAAUACUUAAAAUAAAACUAGAUAAUUUAAUUACUUGCGCCAUUAAUCAAUAGUCCUUUGACUAUAAUGGGUGUAAAAACACCGGGUUGCGAGUGUAUCUCAAAACCAGGGUCUGUGCAAAAACCCUUCACCCGUGCCACUGUCUACUUAGGAGCAUCGAUCGUAGAUCGUUAGAUGGGCCUCAACGUGUCGCGAAAUUGUCAUUGGUUUCGCACAUUGAGUACGUCAUCACUCGUAACACAUUUCUCUUUAUUCAUGUUGUGGCUUGUAUUUUUACACUUCCAAAAUGAACACGAAGGCAUAAUUAAAGGAUUAAAAUAAAAAGAAACAGUAAACAUUUUUUUUAAUCCACGUCCACUCUCAGCAUGCGCUUGUUACGUACUAAGAUAAAAUGUGCGUCUUUGGGUAAUGACAUAAAAUUGUGCGUUCUUUAGUAUGGACCAUCUAACGAUUUAUAUCGAUGCUUAGAAGAAUAACACAAACACUUAGAAGCGGCAACGGUGUUUUUACCUGAGUGCAAAAACACCCUUGUAGCUUUUAGAGGGUUAAGCGACGCCCCCGGGUGCGGAGUUUCUGAAACUAAAAAUGACAAUGAGUUCCAUGUAUUUAUUAGUUCCGUGAUACGAACCUACAUGCGACGGACUACAAGGCAGUUGAUAUUACAACCAUGAUGACAUUUUUUAAAAUUGUAUAUAAAUUAAGAGUAUGCUAAUAUUAAAGCAAUUUUGUAAAAGGAACAGGGUAUCUGCGAUCAUUACUUUCGGAGCUACAGGGAUUUAAAGGGUCAGGGAUCCGCUGAAAAACGCCCCAUACAUAAUGGUACGAACUAAUGACGUCGUAGGUAAUGUAAUGAUCGUUAGAUUUGUAUGUGCGUUCAAACAAAAUUACUAAUAUCUCUGUUAUUUGUGCGUUUAUGUUUAUUGUUCAAACAUUAAUAAAUGUCACAUGUAAUGUAAGGAAGCUAAAACUGUUUGAAUAGAUUUUGAAAUUUUAUAAUCUCAUUUAUUUUGCAAAUAUCCAGACAAUCUUUGCUUUUUAUGUAUAAAUUAGUUAACAUUGACCUUAUUUACCCGAAUGUAUCAUAAAAAUCAAUAUAUUCAAACCUAGUCAUCAUCCCCACUAUGAGAUUAAUUCAUUUUGUUAAGAACCAGUUCCCAGUUGACAAUCCAGUCGGAGUUAAUCCGUAUUCCGUGCGUUUCAUAAAUACGAGUAACUUAAUAAUGUACCGGUGUAUUAAAACCAAAUAUACAAUAACAGUGAUCCAGUAAUGACCAUGCUGUCUCGCGUCGCAGUUGUUCUGUGCGCGACACUACACAUAUCGCGAGCCAUCGAUACAAGUUUCCCUCCUUUCUUCAAGUUCGGGGCUGCUACAUCUGCCUAUCAAGUGGAAGGUGCAUGGAAUACCGACGGUAAAGGUGAGAACGUAUGGGACCUGUACCUGCACACACACCCCGGCAAGGCUCACAACGCUACCGGCGACGUGGCAGCGGACUCCUACCACCAGUGGAGGGAAGAUGUCAAGGCUGCUGCCGACAUGAAGCUGCACUUCUACAGAUUUUCAAUAAAUUGGGCGCGAGUGCUGCCCACAGGCUUCAGCAACGAGCUCAACGAUGCAGGCGUCAAAUACUACAGCGAGCUCAUCGACGCGCUGCUCGCCGCCGGCAUCGAGCCCAUGGUGACGUUGUACCACUGGGACCUGCCUGUUAACAUACAGAACCUUGGUGGCUGGACAAACCCACUGAUCGUGGAUUGGUUCGGAGAAUACGCCAGGAUCAUCUACUCCCUCUACGCGAGUCGCGUCAAAAUCUGGCUCACCAUCAACGAGCCCAACGUCUUCUGUGACAUCUUCUACAUAUCUGGGGAGUCAGCUCCAGGGAUCAAGGAGCCAGUGCUUGCUCCGUACCUGUGUAAUAAGCAUACCAUGCUGGCCCAUGCGAGAGCGUACAGAAUUUUCGAUCAGGAAUUCAGACCGAGGUACACAGGCAAAGUGUCGCUCGCCAACAACGUGCUGAACAUCGAACCUGCGUCCCCCAAAUACGAGAAGCUAGCAGAACUUGGCAGAGAGCAUCAGACUGGCAGAUACUCUCAUCCCAUUUUCUCCAAGCACGGAGGCUGGCCGCCUUCUAUUGAAAAAUUAAUGUUGGAACUUAGCCUGAAACAGGGGCACAAGGAGUCCAGACUACCCCCUUUCACAAAAGAGGAGAUAGAAUAUGUGAGAGGCACUGCCGAUUUUUACGGCUUGAACUACUACACCACAUAUAUAAUUAGACCGGCCAAGUUGGAUGAUAAGCCAGGUGUGUGGUUCCUCACCGGAUCACCGGAGCUAGGUGCGGUGCUGGAAAACCCAUCGAAUGCACAAUACGGGGCAUCCCCUACGCUUCCGGUGGCACCUAAAGGGCUUCGAAGGGUGAUGGCCUGGUUACGUCGACAGUACGGUGACAUCGACAUCUUCAUCACCGAGAACGGGUUCACGUCAAGCGGACAUGAGCUAGAAGAUUACCACAGAGUAGACUUCUAUAAGAAACAUCUCAAAGAAGUACUGCUUUCUAUGAAGGUGGAUAACGUAAGCGUUACAGGCUACGCUGCGUGGUCACUUGUGGAUGACUUCGAGUGGUUGAGUGGAUACACAGCAUUAUUCGGUUUGUACGAAAUAGACUUCGACCAUCCAAACCGUACUCGUACUCCGCGACUUUCGUCGUACUACUACGCUUGCGUCAUCGAGCAUCGAACCUUGGCCUUCCCGGACUCUUGCUACCAGAAACACAUCAGUAGACUCAGGAAGAGGAAAGCACGGAGUCGUGGACAGAUUUCUGCUAAAUUCAGCAUCGUGCUAAACGCAGUGUUAGUUUUAUUAAGUAUCAGCAUAUGCCAAUUGUUAUGAUAUAACUAAUUAUUAGGUAUACAAGGUGCUCGGCAGUAUUUCCCAUAACUCAAGGGUUAUAUUCUAUAUGGAAAAUUAAUUAAAAAUGUCCAAGGAACAUGUGUUUUUAUAUCAAUAAUUUCGGAAUAAAAAAUAUUUCUUUUGUAAAUAGAUCUUAGAUGCCCCUUAUAUCGCAUCCUUAUAAUAUGACCUAGCCUAACUUAUUUAUUGAUAAAUAUCAUGAAGUAGCUUACUAGUAAAGUGCGGAGUGCCAUUUAUAAUAUCUAUAUCUCGUCGAUAUCGACAGUCUUACCACUACGGUUAGGUAUUUUAUAAUGCAAUAAAGGCGUGUGUUACAUGGUUCGUCGGAAUUAUUUUAAUUACUUUGUAUGAAAAUAUAAAAAAAAUUAACUAAAAAACCUUGUCAACACCUUGAAGUUAUGGGAAAUACUCCUGCAACAUCCUGUAUAAUUAUUUAGUUAGUAGUUAGAUUGAAUUGAAUGUAUUAUAAUUGUACAAAAUAGAUAUUGUAGUAUUAUUAUUUAUUGAAGAAGAAAUAAAAUUGAAAAAUAUAUAACGAGUUUUUAUCAUGGAAAU